Messenger RNA from Mus pahari (shrew mouse), 6166 nucleotides. RefSeq names its product cadherin 8 (gene Cdh8). Gene Ontology annotation, biological process: cell morphogenesis; homophilic cell-cell adhesion; cell-cell junction assembly. Gene Ontology annotation, molecular function: calcium ion binding; cadherin binding. The record is from RefSeq and is a predicted model, not a curated record. Gene Ontology annotation, cellular component: axon terminus; catenin complex; synaptic cleft. The transcript has 12 exons. Bases 954 to 3353 code for a protein of 799 amino acids. Lineage: Eukaryota; Metazoa; Chordata; Mammalia; Rodentia; Muridae.
AAGAUAAUGUUAGCCUUGGGACUCAGGUGAGACCUAGAGAGAGAAAGCUGGAGGGUACCUCCUGCGCAUCCUUUUCUGAUCUGCCAGCAGUCUUUAUCCAAGAGCUUGGCCGCGCGGCGGGCUGCGCGCAAAGCAUGGAAGGGCUCAUCUUCACCCGGUGACUCCGGUGGCGGAGGCGCGCUGGGCGUGCUCGUGAGCGACCAGCGAAAAGUUGUGCGCACUCUUGGUAGGAGGAAAGGGAGUGGAAACCAAGCGCGGGAGAGCGCAGGGGCAAGGCAGGGAGGGGGCGGGGUGGGGGACUGCUUACAUGAAUUUCCAAGUGGUAGACCUGCCUCUGAGCUCUGCCCAAUGAGAUCCGUCAGGGGAGGCACCCGGCUCACUUUUCCACAUCACUUCACAGUUACAUUUGGCAGGCAGGCGGGCUCGCAAGCCGGAGCGCUCAGCCCAGAAUUAGUGGAUGGAUUUGGAAUCUCCCUGCCUCCUCCAACCUCCGCCACUGUCACUUUGGGCAUAGACCUGAGCGUCAACACACGAGCUGUACUUUUAGACUGAGGACACAGAACCCAGCGCGCCAGCUUCGCAUCCCCGCACCAGGCGCCACAGCUCCGAGAGGCAUGAACGCGACCCGGAGGAGACUACCCUGCGCGCGGGGAUUCGUGGACAUUAGCCGUUCUUGGGAACUGACCCCCAGCUCCUCCAGCCAUUUAUGAACCCGGAGGCUUGAGGCUUUUCCGCAUCACGGAGCCCGACCUGAAAAACUUCAAUGAAAAGGAAGGUCAGUGGAUCGUAGUCUUUGAAAAGCUGCUUAGACAUGUCUGUUUCCCGGUUCCCUGAACACGUGGCAGAGCUGUAAGUAACCGCUUCGCAGUGCGUGAUGAAUUGGAUGGCUUCAGACCCGAGGCAAAAAAAAUAAUUGUCUCAUUUCCACGCUGAUUUGCUUAACUGGUGGGACCAUGCCAGAAAGGCUAGCCGAGACGCUCGUGGACCUCUGGACUCCAUUAAUAAUAUUAUGGAUUACCCUCCCUUCUUGUGUAUACACGGCUCCGAUGAAUCAGGCUCACGUUUUAACUACUGGAUCCCCUUUGGAACUAAGCAGGCAGAGUGAAGAAAUGCGAAUUUUGAGCCGCUCCAAAAGAGGCUGGGUUUGGAAUCAAAUGUUUGUCCUGGAAGAAUUUUCUGGACCUGAACCGAUUCUCGUUGGCCGGUUACACACAGAUCUGGAUCCUGGAAGCAAAAAAAUCAAGUAUAUCCUAUCGGGUGAUGGAGCUGGCACAAUCUUUCAAAUAAAUGAUAUAACUGGAGAUAUCCAUGCUAUCAAAAGACUUGACCGAGAGGAAAAGGCUGAAUAUACGUUAACAGCUCAGGCAGUGGACUGGGAGACAAACAAACCUCUUGAGCCUCCUUCUGAAUUUAUUAUUAAGGUUCAAGAUAUCAACGACAAUGCACCUGAGUUCCUCAAUGGACCGUAUCAUGCUACUGUUCCAGAGAUGUCCAUUUUGGGUACGUCUGUCACUAAUGUAACUGCCACUGAUGCUGACGACCCGGUUUAUGGAAACAGUGCAAAGUUGGUUUACAGUAUCUUGGAGGGACAGCCGUAUUUUUCCAUUGAGCCUGAAACAGCUAUUAUAAAAACUGCCCUUCCUAACAUGGACAGAGAGGCCAAGGAGGAGUACCUGGUCGUAAUCCAAGCCAAAGAUAUGGGUGGACACUCUGGUGGCCUGUCUGGAACCACAACACUCACAGUGACCCUUACUGAUGUUAAUGACAAUCCUCCAAAAUUUGCUCAGAGUUUGUAUCACUUCUCAGUACCAGAAGAUGUGGUCCUUGGCACUGCGAUAGGAAGGGUUAAAGCUAAUGAUCAGGAUAUUGGUGAAAACGCACAAUCAUCCUAUGACAUCAUCGAUGGAGAUGGGACAGCACUAUUCGAAAUCACUUCUGAUACCCAGGCCCAGGAUGGUGUUAUAAGACUAAGAAAGCCUCUGGACUUUGAGACCAAAAAAUCCUAUACUCUGAAGGUGGAAGCAGCCAAUAUCCACAUCGACCCACGUUUCAGUAGCAGGGGACCCUUUAAGGAUACAGCAACAGUCAAAAUUGUAGUAGAGGAUGCUGAUGAGCCUCCUGUCUUCUCUUCACCGACUUACCUCCUUGAAGUUCAUGAAAAUGCUGCUUUGAACUCUGUGAUUGGUCAAGUGACAGCUCGUGACCCUGAUAUCACUUCCAGUCCAAUAAGGUUUUCCAUUGACCGCCACACUGACCUGGAAAGACAGUUCAACAUCAAUGCAGAUGAUGGGAAAAUAACACUGGCAACUCCACUGGACAGAGAACUAAGUGUUUGGCACAACAUCACCAUCAUUGCUACUGAGAUCAGGAACCACAGUCAGAUAUCUCGAGUGCCUGUUGCUAUUAAAGUGCUGGAUGUCAAUGACAACGCCCCUGAAUUCGCAUCCGAAUAUGAGGCAUUUUUAUGUGAAAAUGGAAAACCCGGCCAAGUCAUUCAAACAGUAAGCGCCAUGGACAAAGACGAUCCCAAAAAUGGACAUUUUUUCUUGUACAGUCUUCUUCCAGAAAUGGUCAACAACCCAAAUUUCACCAUCAAGAAAAAUGAAGAUAAUUCUCUGAGCAUUCUGGCAAAACAUAACGGAUUCAACCGCCAGAAGCAAGAAGUCUACCUUCUGCCUAUAGUGAUCAGUGACAGCGGGAAUCCCCCUCUGAGUAGCACCAGUACCCUGACCAUCCGAGUCUGUGGCUGUAGCAAUGAUGGUGUGGUCCAGUCGUGCAAUGUUGAAGCUUAUGUCCUUCCUAUUGGACUCAGUAUGGGCGCCUUAAUUGCUAUAUUAGCAUGCAUCAUUUUGCUGCUCGUCAUUGUGGUUCUGUUUGUUACCCUGAGGCGGCAUAAAAAUGAACCACUAAUUAUCAAAGAUGACGAAGACGUUCGAGAAAACAUCAUUCGCUACGACGACGAAGGAGGAGGCGAGGAGGACACAGAGGCUUUUGACAUUGCAACUUUGCAAAACCCAGAUGGAAUUAAUGGAUUUUUACCCCGUAAGGAUAUUAAACCAGAUUUGCAGUUUAUGCCAAGGCAAGGGCUUGCUCCAGUUCCAAAUGGUGUUGAUGUCGAUGAAUUUAUAAAUGUAAGGCUGCAUGAGGCAGAUAAUGACCCUACGGCCCCACCAUAUGACUCCAUACAGAUUUAUGGCUAUGAAGGCCGAGGGUCUGUGGCUGGCUCCCUCAGCUCCUUGGAGUCCACCACAUCAGACUCAGACCAGAAUUUUGACUACCUCAGUGACUGGGGUCCCCGCUUUAAGAGACUGGGCGAACUCUACUCUGUUGGUGAAAGUGACAAAGAAACUUGACAGUGGAUUAUAUAAAUAAUCAAUGGAACUGAGCAUUCUGUAAUAUUCUAGGGUCACUCCCCUUAGAUGCAACAAAUGUGGCUAUUUGUUUUAGAGGCAAGUUUAGCACCAAUCAUCUAUAAACUCAACCACAUUUUAAUGUUGAACCAAAAAAAUAAUAAAAAUAAAAAGUAUAUGUUAGGAGGUGAUAAAUCUUGUGGAGUGUGAAUUAAGUAUGUGGAGUGUCUAGAAGUCUUUGGAUAUUUGAUAUUAACCUGACGGCCACAGUCAGAGAUUGGGAUCCUAGCUAAUCCUUAGAGAGUUGUUUAAGAGGAGAAAACAACAAAAACAAAAACAAAAUUAAAAGGUGCUUUAUUAGAAAAAAUGGACUUGCAAGGACUCUGCUGCUGAUAUGUGUCUUCUGUAAGGAUUCUUAUGAGUGCAAAUGGUUUUUACUUCCCUUCACCAAUAAGGAUCCCGUCACAAAUGAUAAAGCAAUACUUUGGUCUGCUGUACGUUAUGACUUUAUGGAGAUUGGGGAGGCCUCCUAGAUUAAGUGGUACGGUGACCAUACGUUGUACAUAAUUGUUGGCCCCACUCAACAGAGACUGAAUAGCAUCUUUAAAUAUUGUGUCGAGCCUUAAAAUAUUCACAUGUUCGUAAUCCAUUCCAGGGUGGGGAUUGCCAGCUCAAAGGUGGGAGGAGAGAAAUGCCAUUCAAACAGGCUGUGUCUAGAAGCAGGAUUCUUCGUUCCCUCCACUUCAUCUUCUUCCACAAGGACACAGAGAUAAACAGUAUUCCACAGUGGACCACAUCAGAGACAGAUGGUUUUAUUGCUAGCGUGUGAAUUUAUUUGUUUAAUCCUCAAAAUAAAUAUUUUAUUGAUGUCCAAUAAUGCUUUUAUUUAUUAAGGUUGGUAAUCUAUAGAUUAAGGGAUUAUAUGGGGAAAACUAAAUUAUAUCCAUUAAUAAUCCUUUAGAUUGUUUUAUAUUAAUAUCUAUACAAUGAAUGUUUAAUACAUGUACAUUUUGAUGAGAUAAGUAUGGCAGGCAAUAUUAUCAAGGGGAGAGAUAAUAGUCUCUUUAGAGUAGAAAGUGUAAUUGUGACUGGUGAUUACAGGAACAGCAUUUCCCAGAGAAACUUUUGGACUAUUUUCUAUUUUCUUCAUAAUCCUAGUAUUUGGUGUUUUUACUACAAGCACAAACAUCUGGAAGUAUAUUGAUUCCUGUGAAUAUUUAAACUCUAGACUUUUAGAUACUUACGUAAUGCCCCACCCAAUAAACAUGCUUCAAAUUUUCCUCUCCCAAAUAAUUCAGAGCAGAAACUGAUUUGUACAUAAUUUUACUGCUUAUGUUUUUUUUUUUUUUUACACUUCUAUCCCUGGUUAUGGUGAUGCGCAGAACGUCUUAGACUACAAAAGCAGAUCAGCACUAGAAGAUGUGAGCAUAUUUAAUUUGUAAUGCAAACCUGCCAUGUAGGAGUAGAAAUGUAUGAUAAAACUCAAGUAUUACAUGCAGAUCAUUUUACUUUUCUACUUUGCUUUAAUGCAAUAUUGUUUAUUUACUCCAUGUGUUGUAUUCAGAGAAACUCCUGUAUUGUUUCCUACUUUGUGAAAUAUAUUUUUAUAAAUAUCUUUGUUGUCAUCAUUUUUUCCAGCUACAUGAAGAUUUCUGAGCAGAACUAUUGACUCUAUCUAACUAAAAUUCUAAACUGUGCAAUGAAAUCUCACUGUGGGUCACUUUUAGUUUUAAGCAUCUUUAUUAUAGUAAAGAUCCAGAGAACAGAAAUGGAUUGCUAUUGAUCCCAUACCAAGAAAACAUCAGACACAUAAAAGUAAAUGCCAUACCUAAACGACAGUCAAGUGUGUUUUGGAGGUCCCUAAAUACAGAGGAUUGGGUGGAGAUAACGAAAGAGGGAAUAAAAGAUCAAGAAUGGAUUCUGCAUAGGAAAAGUCUAUAGGUGAGGUUACAGUCCAAAAUCUGGCAAAAUAAAGGGAUUGAAGAUUUGGAGAAAGAACCUAAACUACACUGCAGACAUGACCUUAGAGGAUCCAUUAGAAUAAGAUCCAUGGCUCCUGUCACCUGCUACUUCAGUCCCUAGCUUGGGGAUACUUUAGGAAAGCAUAAAUUUGGCUUAGAGAUGGAAGGCAACAGUUUCUGGAAGCUGUCUUCACCAUAUCAGAAUCAAAGUGACUAGAUAUUCAGCUAAAAGUUUAAUAGCUAUUCAGUGGCUUCCCACCUCCUCAUUGUUCACUACUGCCUGAUCAUAAUCCUUCAUUGAUUUGUCUCUCAGUGACUACUGAACACUUGUCAUAAAGUUGAAGGAAGAGAACGUAGUGACUUUUAUAUACAUCAGAUUAGCAAGCAUCAAAAACACUAUUACUAUAAUUUAUAUAAGAAAUAAAAACCCAAAUCCUAACUCUCUUGCACAUUAAAAACUAAGGUGGAAUUAAUUUUAUUUUCCAUUUUCACAUCAAACUCAUCUUUCUUACUUUAAAGGGAAGUAAUGUAUAAGACAUUUGUAACAGAUAUACCACACUAUUCUUUCUACAUGAUUAUAAAAUCAACAUUCUCAGUGUGGAUGAUCAAUAGAAGAAUAUUCAUAUGAUAGCGCUCAAGGGAAAGAGGCAAUUUAGGAUUAGUUUUCUAAUCUCCUUUAAAGUUUAUUUUGUCCAUCAAGAUAUCAUGGAUACAUGUGCCCCAUUAAUAACAUUUCUUUCCACUACUAUUCACAUAUUUUGUGCAUCAAAGCCAUUUAAAGGUUUGAUAUGGUGGAUAAAGUGGUGCUAUGUUUAAUGAUACAGGGAUAAUAUGUUUUUGCUAUGUGAAGUACAU